Messenger RNA from Cornus florida, 3348 nucleotides. RefSeq lists its product as uncharacterized. The record is from RefSeq and is a predicted model, not a curated record. Bases 1 to 3348 code for a protein of 1115 amino acids. NCBI's taxonomy places the organism in Eukaryota, Viridiplantae, Streptophyta, Magnoliopsida, Cornales, Cornaceae. The transcript has 5 exons.
AUGGAUAAGUCUUGGAUUCAUCAUCAUGCUAGGGGUAGUGAAGGGUACAAUAGAGGCAUAAGAAACUUCAUAAAGUUGGCUAACAGACAUAAAGAUGGGCAGGGUAGGAUCAGAUAUCCGUGUCGUUUGUGCAAAAAUACUGUGUAUAAGCCAAUUAAGGAGGUUGAAAAACAUCUAUUUCAGUGUGGGAUGUACAAGUCGUAUACUAAUUGGAUAUGGCACGGGGAGGGUACUGUUAACAUCACUAGUACUGUUAAUACAGAAUAUGAUGUUAAUACCGACAAUGGGGAUAAUGCCGAUGAGGGACGUGGAAACGAAGACAAUGUAUUUGAACUGCUGGAUAAUGUACGAAUGGGAACAUUCACUAAUGCAGAACAAGCAGAAGAUCCACUUGAAGUUGAUGUGGGAGACGAAAGAUUUAAGAAAUUGCUAAAUGACGCACAAUGUGAAUUGUGGCCAGGUUGUCAGAAAAACUCUAAGUUGUCAGCAAUAUUAAAGUUGUUCCAUAUAAAAGUUGUAGGCCGAAUGACCAACAAAAGUUUUGACAUGUUGCUUAAGUUGCUAAAAGAGGAGUUGUUUCCUGAUGACAACACGUUGCCAAAGUCAUAUUACGAGACUAAAAGCUUGUUACGUGACUUGGGUCUCGGAUACGAUUCCAUCCAUGCAUGUAAAAAUGAUUGUGCUCUAUUCUGGAAGGAGAAUGAAGGUAAAGAAUGUUGUCCACAGUGUGGUGAGUCAAGGCUUCAACAAUUGUUUAUGUCAAGGGAUACAGCCGUAGACAUGCGGUGGCAUAAGGAGAAACGCGUCAAAGAGACAAAUGUGUUAAGACAUCCAGCUGAUUCAAAAGCUUGGGAGGAAUUUGACAAUAAGCAUAGUUGGUUUGCUGCCGAUCCUCGUAAUGUUCGUCUCGGGUUAGCAUGUGAUGGUUUUAAUCCAUUUAGUAACAUGAGCAAUGCUUAUAGUAUGUGGCCUGUAAUUAUUGUGCCUUACAAUUUGCCACCUUGGAUAUGUAUGAAGGAACCAUAUAUGUUUAUGUCAUUGCUUAUUCCUGGUCCUAAAUCACCUGGUAAUGACAUUGAUGUGUACCUGCGACCGUUGAUCGAUGAGUUGAAAGAAUUGUGGAUGGAUGGUGUGAUAACAUAUGAUGCCUAUAGCAAAUCUCACUUUAACAUGCAUGCGGGGUUGAUUUGGACUAUACAUGAUUUUCCCGCCUAUGCGAUGACAUCCGGAUGGAUGACAAAGGGUUAUAUGGCAUGUCCAAAUUGUAACAAACACACAUGUUCUUGUUAUUUGAGUCAUGGAAAGAAGAUAUGUUACUUGGGAGCUCGUAUUUUUUUGUCAUCCGAACACGCUUAUAGGAAGCGUUAUAAGCAAUUUAAUGGUGAGAAGGAAGAAAGACAGCCACCAAAGCAGUUGACUGGUGAUGAUAUUCUAGAACAACUUAAUCCCAUACCCGAGGUUAGAUUCGGAAAAGGACCAAACAAUAAGAAGCGGACUCGUGGGAAGGAGGAACUUAAUUGGACAAAAAAGAGUAUAUUCUUUGAAUUGCCUUAUUGGAGAACGCUUUUGUUGCGGCACAACUUGGAUGUUAUGCACAUAGAGAAAAACAAAUGUGAUAACGUAUUGGGGACAUUAAUGAACAUUGAAGGAAAGACGAAAGAUACGUUCAAAAGUCAGAUGGAUUUAGAAGAAAUGGGUAUUAGAAAAGAGCUUCAUCUUAGGCGUAAUGGUGAGAAAUUUGAGAUGCCACCUGCGCGUUACACAUUGUCAAAGGAUGAAAAAAGGCAAUUGUGUGAUUGGUUAAAGUCGGUGAAAUUCCCAGAUGGUUAUGCGUCGAACAUAAGCCGUUGUGUCAAUGUCAAUGAAUGUAAGAUAUCUGGAUUGAAAAGUCAUGAUUCACAUGUUCUCUUACAGCGUCUCCUCCCUCUAGCUAUACGGGGAUUGUUACCCGUUGAUAUUUGUAAUGCGAUAGCAGAGCUUGGUUUAUUCUUUAAGGAGAUGUGUUGUCGGACCCUUAAAAUGGAUGUCUUAGAGGCAUUAGAAAGGGACAUUGUUGUUAUAAUAUGCAAGUUAGAGAUGAUAUUUCCUCCAUCAUUUUUUGACAUAAUGGUGCACUUAGCUAUGCAUUUGCCACGUGAGGCUAUCAUCGCAGGACCUGCCCAAUAUCGGUGGAUGUAUCCCAUUGAAAGGUUUUUACAUACUCUUAAGUCUUAUGUGCGUAAUAAGGCACGUCCUGAAGGGUCCAUUGCCGAAGCUUAUGUGGACAAUGAAUGUGUUACAUUUUGCUCAAGGUUUCUUCAAAGGAUUGAGACACGAUUUAAUCGAGAAGAAAGAAAUCACGAGGGCGACUAUCGUACCAAUUGGUCCACUUUUUCACAGCUAAGGCAAGUGGUUCGUCCUUUAGGGUCUGGAAGUUUAGAAAUACUUGACAUUGCAAGCAUACAAAAGGCUCGAUUCUACGUGUUAAAUAAUUGUCCAGAAAUUGAGUCAUACGCACUUGCACACAAGGCUACACUUGAGCAAGAAAAUACGGUUAAUGUACAAUCCAGACACGCAAAAGAAUUUCCCAGAUGGUUGGAAACACUGAUAAAGGAAGAGCGUUAUCAUAACAAGUCAACAAUUAAUGAUGACCUUUAUUCAUUAGCGUGUGGACCUGAAUCUCGGAUACAUCGAUAUUCUGGUUGCAUUGUAAACGGAGUUAGGUUCCAUACAAAGGAAAGGGAGAGAAAUCGAAGAACACAAAAUAGUGGUGUGUUAGUCAAAACAGAGGACCUUGAUUACUAUGGCGUCUUGACAGAUAUCAUUGAGUUACAAUACCCUUUGAAAAGGCGGGUUGUCCUAUUUAAAUGUGAUUGGUUCAACACAAAGACUGGUAUUAAGAGUGAUACUUAUUUUAGGAGCAUAAAUAUAGCCCGUAAAUGGUACAAAGAUGAGCCUUUUGUGUUGGCUAAUCAAGCUAAACAAGCCUUCUUCGUCAAAGACAGCAAAUUACGAGGGACGUGGGAGGUCAUUCAAGAUAUAACACUUAGAAGCUCCUAUGAUGUUCCUGAAAUGGAGGAUGAUAGCAAACUUACAGCUGAAAUGUGUACUGCAGCAUAUCAAGAGGGUGAACCAUGUAUUGUGGAUAGGGUUAUUGAGGCGGCAAACUUUGACAUGGAUCCACUCCCUUUGAAUAGGGAUGGCUUGGAGGUUGAAAGUAUUGAUGCUGAAAUAAUUCUUAAAACUAGUCAAGAAUCAUGUUAUGAAUUUGACUUUCUUGAAGACAAUGAUGAAAUCUCCAUUGAAGACAAUUCAGACGAGGAAGAAGAAUUGCUUAGUGAAGAUGAUACUGAUUUGGAUGACAUGUGA